AUGAGUUUUAGAGGAGGUUCUAGAGGAGGUCGUGGUGGUGCCAGAGGAGGCCGUGGAGGCCGUGGUGGAAGCCGUGGAGGAUUUGGUGGAAGACCAAUUCAGCAAGGUCCACCAGAUACGGUCUUAGAGAUGGGUGCCUUCAUGCAUCCUUGUGAAAAUGAUAUUGUUUGUCGUUCUAUUAACACUAAAAUCCCAUAUUUCAAUGCUCCAAUAUAUUUAGAGAAUAAAACUCAAGUCGGUAAAGUUGACGAAAUUUUAGGUCCAUUAAACGAAGUUUAUUUCACUAUCAAGUGUGCUGAAGGUGUACAAGCUACUAGUUUUAAGGAAGGUGAUAAAUUUUAUAUUGCUCCAGACAAACUACUUCCAAUUGAAAGAUUCAUUCCAAAACCAAAGGUUGUUGGUCCACCAAAGCCAAAAUCCAAAAAAAAGAAGAAAGCUGCCGGUGCUCCAGCUGGCCGUGGUGGUCGUGGUGCUGCUAGAGGUGGUCGUGGAGGCCGUGGGGGCGCCAGAGGUGGGUUUGGUAGCCGUGGAGGCCGUGGAGGAGCCAGAGGUGGUCGUGGCGGCCGUGGCGGAUUUAGAAGGUAA
Molecule: messenger RNA, 585 nt
Organism: Arxiozyma heterogenica
Lineage: Eukaryota; Fungi; Ascomycota; Saccharomycetes; Saccharomycetales; Saccharomycetaceae
Gene: GAR1
Product: H/ACA snoRNP pseudouridylase subunit GAR1
Exons: 1
Coding region: 1-585 (194 amino acids)
Biological process (GO): snoRNA guided rRNA pseudouridine synthesis; ribosome biogenesis
Cellular component (GO): box H/ACA snoRNP complex
Molecular function (GO): box H/ACA snoRNA binding
Source: RefSeq, a predicted model, not a curated record